AUCUCGCCUCCUUCUGCUCCGCGUCCCCGAGAGUCGCCUCCUCCUCAAAACGGCUUCGAGAGAGAGUGGUGGUGGUGGUGGGCCUUCCCGUCGUCGUCUUCGACUUCACUCCAACUCCACCUCCACCUCCACCACCCCUCUCUCGAAGCCAUCGCCGCCUGUCUCUCCUCUCCAGCUCGCCCGGUCAGAGUCCGCGGGGGAUUCGAUUGAUUGGUAGCUAGCUAGGCUUCCGCGCGCGGCGACCCAACGUCGGUGGAGGCGGUGCUGAAGGCCGGGCGGCGUCUCGUUCGUGGUGCGGUGGAGAUGGGCCAGGACCUCGCCGAGAUCCACCCUCGCGAGCUCCAGUUCACCUUUGAGGUGAAGAAGCAAAGUUCAUGUACUGUCCAUCUUGUCAACAAAUCCAAUGAAUAUGUCGCAUUCAAGGUUAAAACAACAUCACCUAAAAGGUAUUGUGUUCGACCAAACACUGGAGUCAUCCUUCCAAGGUCAACAUGUGAUUUCACAGUUACCAUGCAAGCACAACGUACUGCUCCACCAGACAUGCAAUUAAAAGACAAGUUUUUGGUUCAGACAACAGUUGUCCCUUAUGGAACAUCAGAUGAGGACCUUGUUCCUUCUUAUUUUUCUAAAGAAAGUGGCAGAUAUAUCGAGGAAAGUAAAUUGAGGGUUGUUCUUGUUAGUGCAUCUCAUCCUUUUGGAGAGCAGCCAAUUAAUGGAAUUCCAAACACUGAGGCAGCUGUUGAGGUUCCUUCAUUAAAGGACACGUUGAACAUUAAGAAUGAAAUUCCAGUUGCAGAGAAAGAGGUUCAUUCCCCUCUGGAAGAAGACCCAGUUGUUAUUCCUGCACCCCCUUACCCUGUCAAGGAGGCUCCAAUUCUCAGAGAAGUUCCUGUGCAUAUUUCCCCUGUCAGGGAGACUUCAUUCCUGAGAGAAGUUCCUGCACCCGUAUCCCCAGUCAAGGAGACUCCAAUCCUGAGAGAAGUUCCUACACCAUUGAAGGAGACACCUGUUAUAUUGACAGAAUCUCCACCCCCUCCAACAGAUACCUCUUCCAUUACUGUCGAAUCUCUCCAUCCUUUCGAACAAAACCUAGCAAGUUUGAAGGAAUCUCCUCUAGAAGAAACUCUUCCAAAAGCAGCUGUCGUGUUAAGUGAGCAAGGGGCUGUCAAUGUGCAGAGUCGUCAACUAUGCCAUGUAACGGAAGAUGUUCAGAACCUGAAGUCAAAGCUCAAUGGUCUCGAAGUAAAAUUGGAAGAGGCUGAAAAAAUGAUAAUAAAGCUGAGAGAAGAGAGCAGAACUACCACCCAGGAGCGGGAUAAGUUACAGCAAGAAAUGAUGUUUCUACGAAAGAAGGGAACACCAAGGAAUCAAGUUGGUUUCCCCUUGCUGUUUGUGGUUUAUGUGGCACUUCUUGGUACUUCUCUGGGUUACCUCCUGCGCUUAUGAGGUCAAGUUCUUCCAAAAACCCAUCAGCUGGACACUUCAGUUUGUCACAAGAAUUGGAGGGCAGCUACGCAUCAAUCUUGAAAGGGGAGCAUUCCUUAGCAUCGUAUUUCACUAGCCAUUAUGGUUUUGCAUAUAACAAAGGUACCAAUUGCCUGCGUGCAUAGAACAGCUUUUACAUCUGUACAGAACCGUCCAAGAGAUGCUGCUGGCUCAGUAGACUAACCCGGGAUUUCUUUUCUCUCCCCUCACUGGGGUUUUUAUAGUGUGUUGGAUUCGGUUCUUUCUUAGAAUCGGUGCAGUUUUCUUCGUUGUUUUCCUUUUCACCUGGGCUGGUGUCAGUUUGAAAACUGUCAGGUUGUAUUUGAUUUGACAUUUGUAAGGCAUCAACGAGGUACCAAAGCAGAACCAUCAUUA
Molecule: messenger RNA, 1860 nt
Organism: Oryza sativa Japonica Group (Japanese rice)
Lineage: Eukaryota; Viridiplantae; Streptophyta; Magnoliopsida; Poales; Poaceae
Product: vesicle-associated protein 2-2
Biological process (GO): endoplasmic reticulum membrane organization
Cellular component (GO): endoplasmic reticulum membrane; plasma membrane
Source: RefSeq, a predicted model, not a curated record